Stegastes partitus (bicolor damselfish) is the source of this 1023-nucleotide messenger RNA. RefSeq names its product inner centromere protein A-like. The transcript has 6 exons. Gene Ontology annotation, cellular component: midbody; kinetochore; chromosome passenger complex. Gene Ontology annotation, biological process: meiotic spindle midzone assembly; metaphase chromosome alignment; mitotic cytokinesis. The coding region runs from base 6 to 644 and encodes 212 amino acids. The record is from RefSeq and is a predicted model, not a curated record. NCBI's taxonomy places the organism in Eukaryota, Metazoa, Chordata, Actinopteri, Pomacentridae.
ACUUGAUGUUUGUUUCCAGGGAGCGAGUGGAAAAAGAAAAGGCUCUCGCUCUGCAACGUGAACUGGAGAGAGCAGCCAGAGAGAAGGAGAUGAGGGAACUGGAAGAGAAGAGGAAGGCGCUUGAGGAAAAACGAAAACUGGAGGAGCAGCAAAGACUGGCUGCAAAAGAGAAAGCUCUUAAAGAGAGAGAAGCCGCAAAGCAGAAAGAGGCCACACAGACGUGUGCUGCCCUGAAUGUGACUGUGGACAUUGAGCGCUCCGUGUUGAGCACACCUGUAGGAAAAGGUGGUGGCCCCAAUGUGGUGGAUUGUGAGUCCUCACCACAGUCAUACGUCAUCACGCCAAAAGGCAGCAAUAAACCUUUGAUUACGUCCAAAAGUGCAGAGGAUUACGGGAUGGACCAAAACAGUGACGACUCCACCGACGAUGAGUCUGCACCGAGGAAACCUAUUCCGUCCUGGGCAGAAGGUCCCAAUCUGCAGCAGAUAAUUAUGAAGCAAUACUUCAACCCUCCUGAUUUAGACUCUUUCUUUGGAAUAAUUGAGUCACCAAGACUGGAAAACAUCUUUUACAAGAGCAAGCCUCGGUAUUUUAAACGCACCAGCUCUGCGGUGUGGCACUCACCUCCGGGUGGAAACAAGUAACGUCUGUACACUCAUACAGAUGUACACGCUGCUGUAUAAAGUUUAAUUUUUGAACAUUUUGUUUCAAAUAAAGUAACAUGUUUUCUCUGAAUGUUUUUAUUUGCAUUUUUAGUGUUGUUGAUUCUUUAAUAAGAAAUGACCAUAUCUUCAUAUCUCAGACUUUGAUUUUCAUGGAAUUGGUUUUAAGUUUUUGCUUUUUAUAGAGUUUUGACUUUUCACUGUAACAAAGCAGAACCACUAAUAUUGGUGAUGGGUUGGUCUCAUUCUGUCGUACCAGGACAGUAAGGCAGCAAGUACAACACCAGGAAUGUGGCUGUUUCUAGUAUUUAUGGGUGUAUUGCUUUGCCAUGUCAAUAUUAAAGGUCUGUUUUUUGUCUGA